This is a messenger RNA of Bipolaris victoriae FI3, 2466 nucleotides long. RefSeq lists its product as hypothetical. The transcript has a single exon. Lineage: Eukaryota; Fungi; Ascomycota; Dothideomycetes; Pleosporales; Pleosporaceae. The record is from RefSeq and is a predicted model, not a curated record. Bases 1 to 2466 code for a protein of 821 amino acids.
AUGACGCCUCGCACGCGAACCAGCAAUCGAGAAGCCGAUUUCAAAGUGUAUUACUCGAAGAAAGCACCACAGCAAAUACACUUUCCGCAUAAGCGUAAGACGGUGCGCCGCCGCUCUACACCCCUACGCGAUGACCAGGAGAAGCAGCAAAUGGUGUUUCUGCCAGAUAGGAUGAGGAGGCAGACGAUAAGCGUUGUUAGCGACUCGGAUAAUGAUGGUGAGGACUUUGAAACGGAUAUAGAGGAGGAUGCGGAGGAGAAAACUACGGACAAGUCGAAGCAGAAGGGCAGGAAGCAAGAUAGCGAACACGACGAUCACAUUCCACAUAAACCCAAGCGUCAAUGCAAAACUGCGCCGUCAAAGAGCCAUCGUCGUACACGGCGCAUUCAGGGUACAUCUGACAACGAGGCGAACAAGAUGGAUAGAGAGCGCGCACUGAGAAGGCAGUCAACCAUGACGCAAUUGAUAGAUGGGCGAAAACCUCUGCCAGGCAUUGAAGAGCCUGAUUUUAAGCCUGUCAAGAAGACACCACGCUUGAGCUGGGGAGGCAAGAGCAAAAGUGACAAAAGAAGCAAGGAUCAGAAGCAGCGGACUCUGACACAAAUGGUGUCUGGAAUACGUCCGCUGGAGAUAAUGUCAGAUGACGAUAUGGAUGAAGCGCUUAACAGUAUUGAAACCGAAGAUAAAGAAGGUCAUGAGUAUGGCCAUGCUGUGGCACGGCGACUCGCACAGCAAGGCUUGUAUCAGACAGGGGACAAUGAUGGUGCGGAGGUGACUACUGAAAAAGUUAAGGAAGAUGCAAAAUCGCUGUUGGUUGAAGAAAAGGAGCAUCAGCUUACGGUGGAUUCGCAAGACGUGGCCGGGCCUGUAUUGCAAUCAGUAGAAGACGAUUGUGACGACAGCUAUAAGCCAACGCAAUUUAUUGAGGCUCCUUCCAGAAGAUCAGGCCGAGCGACCCGACGGAAUCCGGCGACAAAUGUCCUAAAAGUAGGAGAAGCCUCAUCUGUUCCACGCAAAUCAGGGAGGUCAGCCAAGGCCCCAUUCAGUCUCCUGUCUACCCCCGAGAAGCGACGAGUUUGUGAGAUACCAUCUUCUCAAUCACCAGCAGACUCGCCACUGUCUACCCAAUUCACGCCUCACAAGCUGAAUCAGUCGCCGCUAAAGCAAUGCGCGAUAAACGCUAGUAACAAGGUUGUAGAAACCCCCUCAAAGCGGAAACAAGUGAGUUUCGAGAUGCCGUCUAAGUCUCCCAUACCUCCACCAAAACUGAGGAGAUUUGAGAGCACCAUCCAGGACUCCGAAGAUGAAGACAACGAUGCCAUUGAAGAAGACGCGCCUCUGCCUAAACGAGCUAGGCAAGAGUUUAACGAGGAUGUGGGACUUUCGGCGCUGGGUAAAAGCGUUGGUACGGAUACUCAGGCUAUGAUUGAUCAGAUUGAUCGCGCGUGUGCCGAGGCCAAUGACACCGGUGAUACAAUCUUGCCAGAAUCAUCGCCAGAAUUAGACAGUCUUCCUGUUCUCCGAGUCCACAAAGAGCCCUCACCCGAAUUAGGAGACCUCCAUAAGCAACCGUAUAGUCAAAGCGAGUGGGUUAUCCAGAAGGAUCAUCUAGUUUACCACGAUGAGCCAACUCGGAUCAAGCAAGAGCCUGGAAGUCCUAGAGCUGAGCUACCUACACAAACCAAGCAGCUUCAUUCGACACCACCGAUUCUCGAGGCAGACGUCCAGGACAAUUUCCCUUCUACGCCUAUGGCUAUGCCUGAAGAUUCUUCUAACAAGGAGAUUUCAAUUAAAACAGAGCCACGUCCAUCACAAUCGGACAGGCGACCUUCCCUGCACUCUGUAUUAACCGACAUGCAUCAAUCCACGGACCUUGACGGCGAGUUUGUCCAGGUCCCCCGCUCCCCAUCUCCACAGCACGAGACUCAAGAAUCCCAUUCGAGCAAGGCAGAGAAACAGCUACAGGAUGAAUGGCUCUCGUACUCACAGUACGUGAAUGCACACCCUUCCAAAUCAUCAAGCCUGCGUGUCAUACCCGACGCAUCUAGCUACAACGCCACGCCGCUACCACCUCUAAACACCGCACAAAUGCCCUUACAGCAACCACACCAUCAUCCAUCAGGGUCCCGUCCCAGCCAAGCGACCACAGUUGAUGAAAUCACACAGCGCACACCUCGUACCAAGCGAAUCCAGAAUUUCUCAAGCACACACACUACUCCUCACCACAUCGCUAGCUCCCAACCUGUCUUUAUUUCGCCGGGCAAGCCCCCUCCCCUUUUUAUCCCAAGCAGUUUUCCCAGCCCAGGGAAAGCAGGCGCUGCGACCGAGGAGUGGAGUAGUCCCAUAGUAAGUAUGACGCAAGAUGCGCAUUACAGAAGCAGCCAAUGGGCGAGUCUGGAUAAUUUUAGUAUUCCGCUUCCGCCGCCGCCGGUUGGUGAGGGGGAGAAUGACGAGGAUGAGGAGUAG